Saccostrea echinata is the source of this 3982-nucleotide messenger RNA. Its product is annotated as cleavage stimulation factor subunit 3-like. Gene Ontology annotation, biological process: mRNA 3'-end processing. Gene Ontology annotation, molecular function: protein binding; mRNA binding. Bases 207 to 2363 code for a protein of 718 amino acids. NCBI's taxonomy places the organism in Eukaryota, Metazoa, Mollusca, Bivalvia, Ostreida, Ostreidae. The transcript is spliced from 20 exons. Gene Ontology annotation, cellular component: nucleus. The record is from RefSeq and is a predicted model, not a curated record.
AGCAAUGGCGGUGUUGUGAAAAGAGUGGAUAUGAAAUCGUAUAUUGAAUGUCAUUUCCUGCACGGUCAUUGUCGCAAUGGCCACCAUAAAUAAAUAAUAUGCAAUCUGGGGAAUAAGUUGCUUAUUAUUUAAAGUUGUUUGUUCUUUUAUUUGCUACAUAUUGUUGUGUUUUGAUAUAUCGCGGUGUUAGGAAAUUUUUGUACAAGAUGUCGGCAGGUUCCCACGCCGGUGGCGUGCUGCCGCCAGAGCAAAUUGGAUAUAUUCCUGAUAAGCUGAAGAAAGCUGAGAAAAGAAUUGAAGCAUUUCCUUAUGACACGGAAGCAUGGAGUGUUCUUAUUCGAGAUGCGCAGAUGAAACCGAUAGAGAUAGCUCGGCAAGUAUAUGAGAGACUGGUUGCCCAAUUUCCCAAUGCAGGCAAAUACUGGAGGAUUUAUAUAGAACAAGAGUUGAAAGCGAAGAAUUUUGAGAGAGUGGAAAAGCUGUUCCAAAGAUGUCUUGUGAAAAUUCUGAACAUAGAUCUCUGGAAAUUGUAUCUCAAUUACAUCAAGGAUACAAAAGGAAAACUGCCUUCUUACAGAGAAAAGAUGGCCCAGGCUUAUGAUUUUGCUCUAGACAAAAUGGGAAUGGAUAUAAUGUCUUACCAGAUCUGGGUUGACUACAUUAACUUCUUAAAAUCAGUUGAAGCUGUGGGCUCUUAUGCUGAAAACCAACAGAUAACAGCUGUACGGAAAGUAUUCCAGAGAGGCGUGGUCAAUCCUAUGAUAAACAUAGAGGGGCUGUGGAAGGAUUAUUGUCAGUAUGAACAGAGUAUAAAUCCAUUAAUUGCUAAGAAGAUGACAGAAGAUCGAGGACGAGAAUACAUUAAUGCCAGAAGAGUGGCCAAAGAGUAUGAGGCCGUCACAAGGGGGCUGAAUAAGAAUCUCCCUUCUGUACCCCCACAGAAUAACCCAGACGAGGCUCAGCAGGUAGAAUUAUGGAAAAAGUACAUUGCUUGGGAGAAAAGUAACCCUUUGAGGACGGAAGACCAUGCCCUGAUCACUAAGCGAGUGAUGUUUGCCUAUGAGCAGUGUCUCCUGUGUCUGGGACAUCAUCCGGAUAUUUGGUACGAGGCGGCUUCUUAUCUGGAACAGUCCAGCAAAAUCCUGACAGAAAAAGGGGACCAGAAUGCUGGUAAAAUGUUCGCAGAUGAGGCGGGUUCUAUCUAUGAGAGAGCUGUAACUACUCUGAUGAAAAACAACAUGCUGGUUUACUUUGCUUAUGCUGAUUUUGAGGAGAGUAGAAUGAAAUAUGAGAAAGUCCAUGGAAUAUAUAAAAAGCUACUAGAUGUUCAAGAAAUAGAUCCUACAUUAGCAUUCAUACAGUACAUGAAAUUUGCCAGAAGAGCUGAGGGUAUAAAAUCAGCCAGACAGAUUUUUAAAAUGGCUCGAGAGGAGAAUCGGACUCGGUACCAAGUGUUCGUAGCUGCAGCACUUAUGGAGUAUUACUGCAGUAAGGAAAAAACUGUAGCUUUGAAGAUAUUUGAGCUUGGGUUGAAGAAGUAUGGAGGGAUCCCAGAUUAUUUAUUAUGUUACAUGGAUUUUAUGUCCCAUUUAAAUGAGGAUAACAAUACUCGAGUCCUAUAUGAGCGAGUUCUCUCCUCGGGACAGGUGCCUCCUGAGAAAUCAAUAGAGAUCUGGAGUAGAUUUCUGGCUUUUGAGUCUGAGGUGGGAGAUCUAGCUAGUAUACAGAAGGUAGAGAAGAGGCGAGCCCAAGCCAUUGAAAAGGUUCAAGAGUUUGAGGGGAAAGACACAGCCCUAUUAAUAGACAGAUAUAAGUACCUAGAUCUUUACCCUUGUACUACUACUGAGCUGAAAGCAGUUGGAUACUUCGAUUUAGCCCGGCAGCAAGUGGUAACUCUUCCAUCAGCAUCUGUCACUAAAGUGGUUCUGGAAGACGAGGAGAGUAAAAAUAAGCCACAGUAUCCCAAACCAGAUGUGGAGCAGAUGAUAGCCUUCAAACCCAGGCAGAUUGUGGCUGUUGGAGCCCAUCCUGUUCCUGGAGGGGAAUUUCCACCCCCACCUGCUGCUGCUAGUCUCAUAUCACAAUUACCUCCCCCUGACUGUUUUCAUGGUCCAUUUGUUCUAAUGGAUAAGUUUAUAGAGCAUUUUAACAAGCUGGUACUACCUGAAGCACCUGUUGGGACAGAAAAUGGUAUUGAUGGCACAUUCAAGCUUGACCCCGGGACCCAGCUCUCCAUUGACUUUGCUUUAGGAAGAAAGCGGAAGGUCACGGAGGGGGAGGAUAGUGAUGAGGAGGGGUCAGAGGUCACAGCCCCACCUGUACAUGACAUUUAUCGUAGUCGACAACAAAAGCGAGCAAAAUAAAUUUGCGGAUCCCGCUUCCUGCCAGAGAUUUUUUUUCAUAUUGAGACCAAGAGUGAUAAUUGCAGAGAAUGAGACUGUUUAGAAAAAUAUUUUGUUGUGUCUAACUUCUAGACACUAUUGUUUUUAACUAGUGUGAAAUUCUGUUUAACAGAAUUACUGUUAAUUGGUAUAAUGAAUCAUGUCAAGUGCCACCAUUCAAUCACCGAAUAAUAAUGAUCAGUAAGAGGCACAUUUUAAGAGGGUUAUAAGAAUUUUUGUGACUUUUACUAUUUUCUUUUUAACAACAAGUAGGAAUGAAUUAUUUGUUCAGUUUGAACUAGGAAAUUUCUUGUUGUAUAGAUCCAUUGUGAUUUGUGAAAAUGUACGAAUGUAAAGGUACAGCUUGCAUUACUGACUGCCCAUUGAUGGAAGAUUAAUGUUGCAGAACCUGUGUUGUGCAUGAAUUUCAAAAAGUAUUUAGGUCAAGCAUUUGUGAGGUAUUUUUUUCUAACGUGUCUACAUUUCUUUCAUUCUCAAAGGGAGGGGCAGUUCAUCCGUUGUCAUGUUCCAUCAUGCAUCUUCACAUAUUCACUUACUAGUAAUAAAAAAACUAAAAUACUACAGCUGUACUUUAUUUGCUGAAAAUAUUUGUGAACAAGUGCUUUAAGACAAUUUGAUUUAAGGACAGCUGAUACAUUCCUCAAUAAUAUGUAAUUUUUCCCAAGAUUUUGUCACUGAAGUAUUGCUACUUUAACAUGCUUCUUCACAAAAAAUUGAGGUACCUUUAGGCUUACCAGACAUGCAAAAUACAAAUGGAUGGUGUUUCUUAUAUAAUCCUUUUGAAAUAACUUCAAUUGCCAAUUCCAAAAUUUUUAGCCUUUUGAUUUUUUAACUUUAGACUAUCAGAAAACCAGUUUAGAAAUCAGAAGAUAAUUAAAAUUUUUGAUAUUUUUGUACAUUACAAAAAGAUACAAAACAGAUAUUUGAAGAAUGUAUCGUCCGACCUUAAAGAUGCAUACCACAAACAAAUUUUCUUAUCUCCAACACAGAAGAAUUACACUGGCAUUUUUUUCAAUAUUUCUUUCAAUGGAAAUGUAAUUAAAAAAAAUUUAUUUGUGUAAAAUGUUAAAAUACACUCUUAAAAAAAACAUCCCCAGAAACUUUGCAGUAAUAAAACUUCAUACACUUCUAAAACUUUUCAAAAAAUAUAUUGAGCUGUAAAGUUGCAUUUUUGCACUUUUCACCAAAUUCUGUGGCUUGGCCAAACAUCAAGCUGUUUAUCUAAACAAAUAUCACUUCUUAAGUGAGAGAGGCACAUAUUUUAGCAAAAAUAUUUGACUUUUGGGAGAAAAAAAAUUGUUUGUGUUAUUUAUCCUUAAGUUUAAUAUAUGAUUUUCUCCAUUUUUUUUAAAAAAAAUUUGACACAUGAAUUACAAAAGCUUGCUGGUAAACAAAGAAUUUAUAGAUAUCAUCAAAUACUUCAAGUGGCUAUUUGUCCAGUAACAGGUGAAACUUUCUGAACUCAUACCCUUCAUCUUGCAUGAAACCUGUUUUAAGGUUCAUUGACCACAUAAGAGAGAUAACUCUCACUGGGAUAAAUAGCUAUAUUGUUUUUUAAGAAUAAAGUCAAGUUUAAAGAC